AUGUCGCGUUUCCCCCGUGGAUUCGUGGAGAAUUCACCAAUGGAGAAACCCAAAAUCCCUCUUCGUCCAACAAUUUGCUUCAGGCCGAUAAACCCUUCUGAUUUAGAACGUUUGGAGCAAAUCCAUCGCGACAUAUUCCCAAUCAGGUAUGAGUCUGAGUUUUUUCAGAAUGUUGUCAACGGAGGUGAUAUCAUCUCUUGGGCUGCUAUUGAUCGGAGCCGGCCUGAUGGUCACUCUGAGGAACUUAUUGGAUUUGUUACUGCCAGAAUCGUGCUUGCCAAAGAAAGCGAAAUAUCAGAUCUCAUAAGAUAUGACUCUUCCAAGGGAGAGGAGACAUUGGUGUACAUCUUAACACUCGGAGUUGUAGAGACAUACAGAAAACGCGGAAUAGCAAAGUCGCUGAUUAACGAGGUUGUCAAAUACGCAUCCACUAUCUCCGUGUGCCGUGGUGUUUACCUUCACGUGAUUGCACACAACAAUCCUGCAAUCAGAUUGUACAAAAGAAUGUCAUUCAGAUGUGUGAGGCGGUUGCACGGAUUCUACUUGAUCAACGGCCAGCAUUUCGAUUCUUUCUUGUUCGUCUACUUUAUCAACGGUUCUCGCUCUCCUUGCUCGCCCUUAGAUCUUGCGGUGUUGGUACUGAAUUACAUGAGGAGCGGAAUCAGAUCAGUCGCGUCAAGGCUUACGAUGAAGCAGGAAGAGAAAGGCUUGAAAUGGCUUAAAUGCAAAGACAAUGCGCGGUGUCUCUUGCCCACUCAGACCAAACGAAACGUUGCAUCCGAAAGAUUAUCUUCUGGGUGUCUUGAUCGUGGGUUCGAUUCAAAUUUGUGUAAAAGAGAAAAUCGAGUAGUCAAGAUGUCAGUAAGAGCUAGAAGGAUUGUUUCUAGUAGGCCUGAGACUGUAGCAGCUAAUUACGCGUUUGAUCCGUUAGAAGAUGACAAGAUAAUAAGAAACAGGCUUCUCACACGCACGACCACCACUAGAGGCGAGCCUCCAUUGAAGAAGCUUCAGAAGAAAUCCACUUCUUUCAUCGUCGAAUUAGAAAAAGAAGAAGAUAACUACAGCGAGUGCGCUAGGCUCGCCAAAGCUUUUCUUCAAGAACUCUCCGCUUUCGAGAUCCCUCUUCUCAAGAGCCAAGCGGUUGUUGCUGCGAAGCUUAGGGAGAAGGAGAACUUCAACGACCUUAAAGACGAGACGAAUAGGCAGAUUAUGCAGGCUCAGGCCGAUAUAGAAGAUCUUAAGAAACAGCUUGAGGAGAGUAAAAUAGAGAGACAGCAUAAAGAGGAGUGUGAAGCGAUUAGGAAACUUAUCUCUACGCAGCCGGCGAGGUCAGAGACGCAGAAGGUUAUACAUGAAUUGAAGAAGGAGAUUGUAGAGCUUGAGGCAGAGAGUACUGCAAGCUGGAGACUUCUUGAGCUGAGGAAGAAGCAGUUUGCAUUGUUGUUGCAUGUGGUGGAUGAGUUGCAGGAGACAAUGGAGGAUGAACAGAAGAGUAUGGUGGAAGAAAUGCAGAGGAACAUUUCCGAGGAAUCAACAGCUGCUGAAUCGUCGUCCUCUCUCGUCUAUCAGAGUUUCACCGUCUCUUUCCACGGCGAGUUUGCGAUAGUCCGCGGUAUGCUCAAUUCUGAGCGUUUUCAAUCUUCGUUGUCCGUGGAUUCGAAUAUCCCAGCACUUUCCAUUGAAGAAUUGAUCUCUAGGUCUUGA
Microthlaspi erraticum is the source of this 1704-nucleotide messenger RNA. The record is from the annotation of a GenBank genome assembly. NCBI's taxonomy places the organism in Eukaryota, Viridiplantae, Streptophyta, Magnoliopsida, Brassicales, Brassicaceae.